UGUGCGAUAAAAUUGGAUAUGCAUAAAGCUUAUGACCGGGUUGAAUGGCCUUUUCUCAAGGAGAUUAUGCUCAAACUUGGAUUUCGUGAGGUGUGGGUAAAUUUUAUUAUGGAGUGUGUUUCUACUGUUGAAUAUCGUAUUCGGUUUAAUGCGGAGGAGAGUGAAAGCUUUAAACCUACUAGGGGGCUGAGGCAAGGAGGAGGAAAGGAGAUCUUACUUAAAGCGGUUGUUCAAGCUAUUCCCACCUAUGCAAUGUCAGUCUUUAAAAUUCCUAAAAAAAAUUGCAAAGGAAUUAUUGAUGCGAUGGCGCAUUUCUGUUGGGGAGAUGAGGACAACCAAAGGAGGAUGCAUUGGAUGGCUUGGUGGAAAAUGUGUGUACCCAAGAACCAAGGAGGAAUGGGUUUUCGGGAUAUCCAUUGUUUCAAUUUGGCUAUGCUGGCUAAACAGGCUUGGCGUCUUCUCGAGAAUCCGGAUUCUUUAUGUGCUACUAUUUUGAGAGUCAAAUACUAUCCUGACGGUGACUUGUUGAACACUGACCUCAAGAAGGGAUCUUCCUUUACCUGGCAAAGUAUUAUGGCGGGUGUGAGCUCCCUGAAGCGUGGUCAUAUUUGGCGAGUGGGAAACGGGCAGAAUAUUGACAUUUGGGAGGACGCAUGGAUUCCAAAUUGUGCAAACCGUAAAAUUGUUACCCCUAAGGGAGGCCAGUUGUUACGGAAGGUAGCAGAUUUGAUUGAUCCAAUCCUAAAUAGUUGGGAUGAAGAUCUUCUCACACAGACUCUAUGGCCUAUUGAUGUUCAGCGAGUGCUUACGAUCCCGAUAUCGCAACAUGAUAUGCCAGAUUUCAUAGCUUGGAAUUUCACAAAAAAUGGGAUUUUUUCAGUUCGGUCUGCUUAUUUUGUGAAAUGGGACCACCAAUAUGGGAACAAGUUACGACAUACCAAUGGGAUGGGACAUAUCACGGUCAAUCCUUAUGCGGGUGAGGUAAUCUUGGAAUAUUUACUUUCAUUACCAGAUCAGGAACUAUGUAUUAUGGGCACUCGUAAUGUGCGUGACAUGAUUGCCAUAUCAGCCUGGUACUUGUGGUGGGAAAGGCGCAAAUUGGUACACAAUGAGACUACUCAGAAUGCACAACAGAUAUCCAUGGGGAUACGCGCUCUCGCUGCCAAUUUUGUUAAUGCCUCGCCGAAGGCUUCCAUUAAAAGAGGAGGAUGGUCUAAUCCCCCGAUGGGAUUUGUUAAACUUAAUGUUGAUGCUUCUUUUGAUCACGACCUUCUCAGGGGUACGAUCGGGGCUGUCUUAAGAGAUGACAAAGGUAGGUUCAUCGGUGGAGGAAAUGGUAAGAUUGACUGGAAGCAAAAACCUACCACCGAUUGA
Messenger RNA from Triticum dicoccoides, 1374 nucleotides. RefSeq lists its product as uncharacterized. NCBI's taxonomy places the organism in Eukaryota, Viridiplantae, Streptophyta, Magnoliopsida, Poales, Poaceae. The annotation marks the transcript as partial. The transcript is spliced from 4 exons. The record is from RefSeq and is a predicted model, not a curated record.